Messenger RNA from Seriola aureovittata, 1090 nucleotides. RefSeq names its product crystallin beta gamma X (gene crybgx). Gene Ontology annotation, molecular function: structural constituent of eye lens. The record is from RefSeq and is a predicted model, not a curated record. The transcript is spliced from 7 exons. Bases 367 to 954 code for a protein of 195 amino acids. Gene Ontology annotation, biological process: lens development in camera-type eye; visual perception. Lineage: Eukaryota; Metazoa; Chordata; Actinopteri; Carangiformes; Carangidae.
GAAGGCGGUAAAAUCAACAAGCUGCUACAAUACAAACUGUAAAAACUCUUAUUUUUCGUGUUUAACCGGCUCUCAGAGAGGCCAAGGAAAAGAUGACAACCUGCGUGAGAAGGACAUUCACGUCUUUGUCUGAACGCUGAGACAAACCGACUUUAUUUCUGAGAAACGUUUGUAGCUGUAAAAGAGUAAACGGCGCGCGGUUAAUGCCGAGCUAACUGCGACCCGGGAUAAGUUAGCUAACAUAGGCGUCCACGCAGCAGGAACAUGAGGAAGACUGCACUGAGGAGGAUGCAGAGCGUGCACACGGUGGGAACCACAAUCUCUGUUACCAUCUCCAUGUGGCCUAUCAGUGGAUCUGAAACAUGAAUGCAACUCAAGCUGGGGUCUGUGCUCCAACGUGCCUUCUACGGGUCCAGUGGGAGGGUGACCCUUUUCGAGCAGAGGAACUUCGCCGGCCGACGGCUGGACCUGAGUUCUGACUGUGCCAGGCUCAGUGACAAGAACUUCCCAGAGAGAUGUAACUCUGUGCAGGUGGAGAGCGGAGCAUGGGUCGCUUAUGAGCAUGAGAACUUCCGGGGCCGUCAGUACCUGUGGGACAUGUCCGACCGGGGAGAGUACAACUGCUACGACAAGUGGUGUGCUCAGGUGGACCACGUCUCCUCUGUCCGCUCUGUCAAACAGGACAACAACCCUGCCAAAGCUCAGCUGUUCGAACGAGCCGGCUUCUCCGGUAAGAAGAUGGAGAUCCAGGACGACAUCCCCAACCUGAUGAGCCGUUACAGCCUCAACAGAGUCGCCUCCAUCCGCGUCCUCGGAGGAGCGUGGGUGGUGUAUCAGGAGCCAAACUACAGAGGACCUCAUUACAUCCUGGAGAAGCGUGAUUACAACAACUUCUCUGACUGGGGCAGUCAGAACAACACCGUGGGUUCCAUGCGCAGAGUCCGCUUCAACUAAACACGACCACAACCGCCCCUGAGCUACCAACUGCUGUAUAACAUGGCAACCCCAUUGUCACACAAACACACAAGAGAAAACCUGUCAGCUUUACACACACACACACACACAAAAACUUAUUUUUAGUAAUAAACUG